AUGGCCUUCAAAGAGACACAGACUGCCGAGGUGUCGAUACCGCUGCCAAGAUCGCUCGACACGCGCAUCUACAUCCGCGUCGUGACCCUCGAUAAGGCGGUGAUGGUAUCCCUCACGACGGCGUCGCAAGAGGAAAUGGGAGCUACAACGCCAAUGGGCUCCAUGGUCUAUGCACUUCCUGAUAGAUUCAACCCACAGCAGCCACUGGCCACAACAAUUUUCACGGCGGAGGCCACUCUCGAGUUCACAACACGAACCGCGAGAAUCCUGGCUAGAAAGGCAAAUCGCCCGUUCUAUGUGACAAAUUCAAUCAGCUUUGUGAAUGCCGGCAUGGGCGGCACCGUGGAAGAAGAAAUGGAGGCACUGAAGAAUGUGAUUGAAGUUGUCUCUGGCCAGCUAAAGAAAGAGGGGCUGCUCUCCAGCACUGAAAUCAAUGGAGCUUCAUAG
Messenger RNA from Beauveria bassiana ARSEF 2860, 447 nucleotides. RefSeq lists its product as uncharacterized. The record is from RefSeq and is a predicted model, not a curated record. The coding region runs from base 1 to 447 and encodes 148 amino acids. The transcript is spliced from 2 exons. NCBI's taxonomy places the organism in Eukaryota, Fungi, Ascomycota, Sordariomycetes, Hypocreales, Cordycipitaceae. Gene Ontology annotation, biological process: proteasome assembly.